AUGGCAUUCAACAUAUUUGAGACAAAGAAGAAAGAUCUGGUGAUUUUAGGUAUAGGUUACUUCACGAGGAAAAUCUUCGAGAAAUCACUUAAAAGCAAGAAGUCAUUAAAAACACCAGAUUUUAUUAAGAAGGUUCACACCGAAUUUUAA
Molecule: messenger RNA, 150 nt
Organism: Vairimorpha ceranae
Lineage: Eukaryota; Fungi; Microsporidia; Nosematidae
Exons: 1
Coding region: 1-150 (49 amino acids)
Source: RefSeq, a predicted model, not a curated record